AUGCAGAAGGCAAAAAAGAUUGAAUAUGGCGAAGAAAUAAAUUAUUAUGAUGGUUGGGGUGAUGAUGUAGCUGAACGUCUUCAAUCCUUGUUGGAAUAUGAGUAUCAAAAAAUACUAAUAUUAGAAAUAGAUUCUAUACAAUUCCAACUAACCGAUAGUUGGGAUGUCAAAUCUGUGGAAGCUGCAAAUGUAUUGAUUCAUGCAGAUGUAAAGCUACAACAAAUUCUAGCUAUACUUGCGAUAAAAACAGUUCUUAUAUUUCUUCGUAUGGGUAAUAGACUUUUAGCAUUGAAUAAAUCAGAUAUUCAAUUCAAUCCAAUAGAACCUGUAAAAUUAGAACCACAAUUAUUUAUUUUAAGUGAUGAAAUGCCACCAUUAAAGUGGGCUGGUGUUCAACAGCAAAAAUUUCGGGUUUGGUAG
This is a messenger RNA of Entrophospora candida, 420 nucleotides long. The record is from the annotation of a GenBank genome assembly. NCBI's taxonomy places the organism in Eukaryota, Fungi, Glomeromycota, Glomeromycetes, Entrophosporales, Entrophosporaceae.